Messenger RNA from Diabrotica balteata, 339 nucleotides. The record is from the annotation of a GenBank genome assembly. Lineage: Eukaryota; Metazoa; Arthropoda; Insecta; Coleoptera; Chrysomelidae.
AUGAUACCGGUUCCUGUGGGUUCGCCGAGUGAUUGGAGCACGGCUUCGAGCUAUGAUAGCUACGCAGAUGAAAAUAAGUUGUUGAAUUCUGAAAUAGUAAGAAAAAAGAAUACUGUUACACCGAUAGUGAUAAAAAAGAGACGACUGGCAGCUAAUGCAAGGGAAAGGCGUAGAAUGCAGAAUCUGAACCAAGCGUUUGAUCGCCUGAGGACUUUUCUUCCACAACUGGGACAAGACAGGCAAUUGUCCAAGUACGAAACACUUCAGAUGGCACAAACAUACAUUUCCGCACUUUACGACCUCCUAGAUAAAGAAGAAUGGCCUAAAAGUGAAAAGUGA